CUAUGCUAUAAUGGUGAAAUUAUGUUCUGAAUGUUUUUUUCUUUUUCUUUUUUAAUAGAAAAGCAAGUUACGUGUGCCUUACAAUCCCUCAUCUAUGUAAACUACUCUGGUCCCUUCCUCCACCCUUCUUUCUGAUCUAUAAAUACUGGUGUGUUCCUGCGUCAGUUGCUCUUUCAAUUCACCUUUCUUUCUCACGUCUUUGUUUUAGAAAAUGGCAGAAUCUGACUACCUCGACUACACCUGCCCCCUCUGCACAGACAGCCAGCGAGACCCUGUUACCAUCCCAUGUGGAGACACCUUCUGCCUGGAGUGCAUUAAGAUCUACUGGGACCAUUCUGACCACCUCGGUGUGUACAGUUGUCCGCAGUGCCAGAUGACCUUCACUCCUCGGCCCAUACUCAGACGUAACAUGCCCCACGUAGGGAACCCGGAGCCUCGGCCGCCGCUGCGUGAGCUCACUCCGUUUCCAUACUUCAAGCGUGAUGCGCUGUGUGAUUUCUGUACCGGUCGGCGGAACAAAGCAGUGAAGUCAUGUCUGAUGUGUCUGGCUUAUUACUGUGAGACUCACAUCAAGCCCCAUUACGAAUCAGCCACAUUUAAACGACACAAACUGGUGGAUGAGACGGGACACCUGGAUCGUAAGAUCUGCCCUCAGCAUGAAAAAGGCUUAGAGCUUUUCUGCCGAUCAGACCAGAUGUGCAUCUGUGUGCUGUGUACUGUAAGAGAACAUCGCAGCCACAACAUAGUCAGCGCAGAUGAUGAACGCACAGAGAAACAGAAAGUCUUGGUGGCAACUCAGACAGAGGUUCAGCACAUUAUCCAGGAUCGGAUGAAAGAACUUCAAGAACUCAGACACAAUGUGGAUGUUCUCAAGGGAAAUGCACAGCGGGCUCAGACUGACAGUGAUAAAAUCUUCAGCGAGAUGUUACAGGCGGUAGAGCGCUGGCAUGCUGAGAUAAGCCAACUCAUACAGGCCAACCUACAGGCCUCCAUGGCUCAGGCACAGGGUUACGUAGAGAGACUUGAACAAGAGAUCAUGGAGCUUCAGAAGAGAGAUGCUGAACUACGUCAAAUAAUUGAUACAGAGGACAACAUUCACUUCCUACAGAAUUUUCCCACACUAUCUGUUGCACCGGAGCCCAUGGUGCCCAAAGUGCUGAUAAACCCAGAGUUUUCCUUUAGUGAGAUCACCAAGACUGUCUGUGACAUGAAAGAACACCUGGAUGACAUCUGCAAAAAAGAGCUGGGAAACAUCUCCAAACGAGUGAGCGACACCUCAGUCUAUAUCCUGAUUCCGAGAUCUGGAGGACGUUUGAAUGCUCCGAUAAGAACUGAUUUGCCAGAGCCUAAAACGAGACUGGAUUUCCUCAAAUAUUCUUGUAAACUUACUUUUGAUCUCAACACUGCCUAUAAAGAGCUGGUCCUUUCAGACGGGAAUCGCCGGGUGACCCGGAAAAGAACAACCCAGUUCUACCCAGAUCACCCGGAGCGGUUUGAUGGGUUUUGCCAGAUCCUGUGCAAGGAGCCUCUCAGUGGAAUACGGCAUUACUGGGAGGCGGAGUGGCAUGGUGAAUUUUCCAUUGGAAUUGCUUACAAGAGCAUUAGUCGCAAAGGUAAGAACUCAAACAGCCUUCUGGGAUACAAUGAUAAAUCCUGGAGCCUCCUAUGCUCAGACUCAGGAUGCUCUGCCUGGCACAAUAAGAUGGAUAAAGAUCUGCCAGGUGCAGCUCGUGUCUCACGGAUUGGUGUGUACCUGGAUUACGCCGGAGGAUCUGUGUCCUUUUACUCUGCGUCUGAGACAAUGGAGCUCAUCCACAGAUUUAAAGCCAAGUUCUCAGAAGCACUGUAUGCUGGGUUUGGCGUUGGAUCAUCUGUAACUCUGUGCAUGUUGGAGAAGAACUACCGAACAUACCACUAAUAGAUUCUGGGCUGCACUUUGACCCUGAGCUCUUUCAGACAGAAUCUUGGAAGGGUGAACAGUCAAAUAGGCAAAAUUUAAAGAAUCAUAUUGAAUUUAAGACCACAUUUUGUGGUGGUCUCACAAAGACGUUUCAAGGUCACAAUUUGCCAUCAAGAAAAAUUCUACUAUUAGGAUUCUUUGCAUUGUGACUAUUAGUAUUUUCAGCAGAAUUAGGCUCAUUUUACCCCCCAACUCUUAUUACUGUAAUUCAAAAUACAUCCCUCAUUCUUACAUACUGAUACUGCCUUUUAAAAUCAAUUGGUAAUUAAAAUAAUGAAGACACUGUGUUUACAGUCCUCACAGUCUUGAUGUAAUUUCAUGUCAACCAUUAAAUGUAGCGCUAGAAAUGAGAAUUAUCAUUUAAAUAGAAUGGAAAUGGGAGUUAAAAUGGGACUUUUCUUAACCAUUUUUGUGAGAUUCCUUUUGUGAGAUUGAUUGUGAGCAGUAAAUAUGUUUAAAAAUAAAUAACAAAGCAGGCUAAUGAAUUAAGUGUCAUGUCAAAACCUGCAGCCAAUCAAACUUAAUACACAUUCUGCAAUCUUUGGGUAUACACUCUAAAAAAAAAAAAAAUGGUGCUAAAUAGCACUAAAAGUGGUUCUUUGGCUCUUAAUCAUAGGGGAACCACUUUUAGUGCUAUUUAGCACCGAUCUUUACAGGUGCUAUAUAGCACCUUUUGUCAAAUGGUGAUAUGUAGAACCAUAAGAGGUGCCAUAUAGCACUUUAUUGCAGUGGUUCUUUGGCUUGUUAUCAUAGGGCAACUACGGCACAUAUUCUUAAAGAUAAGCUUAAUUGCACAUUUGUCAAAAUGUGUUACACAGAACCAUUAGAGGUGCCAUACUGUAUAUGACUACCAUAGAUGAGCCAAUAUGCUUCUAAAUUACACUUUUAUUUAAGAUGAAUGAUAACUAAUCAUUUCUUACCAAAUUGCAGGUUUAAAGAUUCAAAUUCCUGUACUAAAUGCUUACUGAGAAACAAAAUACAUCCCACUUUCAGAACCUUUUAAUUAAUUUCUUUCAGCAGCAAAUAAAAUGAGUGCUGACAAGCCAGGGAAUAUGCAUAUACAACAUCACAAUAUAUGGGGAGUUGUUGUGUUAUACACAUACAAAAUAAUGCAACAAGCUUGAAAUAUAUAAAUUU
Onychostoma macrolepis is the source of this 3097-nucleotide messenger RNA. RefSeq names its product finTRIM family, member 84 (gene ftr84). The record is from RefSeq and is a predicted model, not a curated record. The coding region runs from base 212 to 1918 and encodes 568 amino acids. The transcript has 8 exons. Lineage: Eukaryota; Metazoa; Chordata; Actinopteri; Cypriniformes; Cyprinidae. Gene Ontology annotation, molecular function: zinc ion binding; protein binding.